AUGGCCCCCGUGAAAGUGACCAAGAUUUGCUGCAUUGGUGCUGGCUAUGUCGGUGGCCCAACGUGUGCCGUUAUCGCGCUCAAAUGCCCCCACAUCACGGUCACCAUCGUUGACCUGAACAAGGCGCGUAUCGAUGCGUGGAACAGCCCAGACUUCAGCCUGCCGAUCUACGAGCCAGGAUUGGUCGACGUCGUCCGCCAGGCGCGUGGCCGCAACCUCUUCUUCUCCACCGACGUCGACAAGGGUAUCGAGGAGGCCGACCUUAUCUUCGUCAGCGUCAACACGCCUACAAAGAAGAGCGGUGUCGGUGCUGGAUUCGCUGCUGAUCUUAACUACGUCGAGCUCGCCACUCGCAGGAUCGCGACCGUCGCCCGGUCGUCGAAGAUCGUGGUUGAGAAGAGUACGGUGCCGUGCCGCACAGCGGAGUCGAUGCGGACGAUCCUCGAGGCCAACUCGAAGCCCAACUGCCGCUUCGACAUCCUGUCGAAUCCCGAGUUCCUUGCGGAGGGCACGGCGAUCAGCGACCUGCUCAGCCCUGACCGCGUGCUCAUCGGCUCGUUGCAGUCGCCGGAAGGUAUCGACGCGUGCGAGAGCCUCAAGGAGGUGUACGCCAACUGGGUCCCGCAAGAGCGUAUCCUGACUGUCGGCCUGUGGUCCUCCGAGCUCUCGAAGUUGGCGGCGAAUGCGAUGCUCGCCCAGCGCAUUUCGUCUGUCAAUGCUCUCUCGGCGAUCUGCGAGGCGACGGGAGCGAACAUCGAUGAAGUCGCCAAUGCUAUCGGCUACGAUUCGCGCAUUGGGCCCAAGUUCCUCAGGGCCAGCGUGGGCUUUGGUGGCUCGUGCUUCCAGAAGGACAUCCUCAACCUGGUGUACCUCAGCGAGAGCCUGCACCUGCCCGAGGUCGCGGCGUACUGGCGCCAGGUGGUCGAGAUGAACGAGUAUCAGAAGAGACGCUUCUCAAAGAGGGUUGUGGACACGCUAUUCAACACGAUAACGGGCAAGCGUAUCGCGGUUCUAGGCUUCGCGUUCAAGGCGGACACGGGCGACACACGCGAGUCUGCGGCCAUCACGCUCAUCAAGGACUUCCAAUCGGAGAAGGCGUUCGUGAACGUUUAUGAUCCGCAGGUGGAGUCGGAGCAGAUCUGGAUGGACCUCCAGGAGGCUAGCCCGCUCAUGCCGCUUGAGACGAUCAAGAAACAGGUGUCGAUCUGCUCCUCCGCCCUGGAGGCGUGCAAGAAUGCCGAGGCUGUCGUGAUCGCCACAGAGUGGAAGGAGUUCAAGGACAUCGACUGGGAGGCGGUGUAUGCGGGGAUGAACAAGCCUGCAUUCGUGUUCGACGGGCGCCUCCUCGUCGACGCGGAGAGGUUGAGGAAGAUCGGCUUCAGGGUCACGACCAUUGGACGGCCCUCUGCUGUGGCUUAA
Messenger RNA from Cyclocybe aegerita, 1419 nucleotides. The record is from the annotation of a GenBank genome assembly. Lineage: Eukaryota; Fungi; Basidiomycota; Agaricomycetes; Agaricales; Hemipholiotaceae.